AUGGACCGCCCAUAUACGCCUUGUUUCUCACCGGAACUGCCCUAUUGUGAGCCCUCAACAAGUCGCAUUCCAACUUCGCCUCAUCAAGAACCGAUUGUCGACAACUCAAGCAGUGAUGAAUCCAAAGAUGGGGUGAAAUUCCACGAAAAAGAGACGGUUUUCCAAAAUGAGCCGUGGAUAAAUACGGGUACUCAGGCGAUAAAAGUUUACCGGCCUACGUAUGAGGAGAUGGCCGAUUUUGAAGCAUACAUCAGGAAGAUUGAGAUGGAUGGAGCUCAUAAAGCUAGUGGUGUCUGUAAAGUAUGUAGUUUUCUAUUUGUUUUUGACGUCUAGACGAAGCAUGGCUACAAACCGAACCAGCUUCCAAAAAAACCAGGGCCAGGGUAGAACGAUAUCAACCAUGACUAUUUUAGGUCAUUCCACCGCAGCGAUGGCUUGAUGAGAAUCGGCCCAAAAUGCUUUACGAGAAAGUGCGAAAAAUCCGAUUGAAAAGGUAAGCUCAAGGAAUUUUUUGCCUCAUUUUCAUCCUUAGGGCGCUAAAAGUGAACAUUCUGAAAGUCGCAGGCGCCGGAAAAGUGUACCGUCAAGAGAAUAAUGAUAUCGACUUCACGGAUGAGGCUUUCACUGUGGAAGAUUUUGCAGAAUCGGCGAAUAAAUCGAUGAAAAUCCCGGAAAAUCGAGAUAUCAAACUGAAGGAAAUGUAAGUAUUCUCAAGCUGAACCCAACGGACCGGCACAUAAAAUUUAUUCGUUACAGAAGGUUGUGCUAUACAAUUGACAAUAGAAAGCGCAAAGUUUUACGGCUAUUUCAUUCGGAAAUUAUGUUCAAAUCUGACUUUUUUCAGAGAAUUUUGGGAAACUUUGGAUGACAAAAAAGAAUAUGGACUUUAUGGCGCAGAUGUGGAAGAUACUUUAUUUUCCGAUGAAAUCGCAGAUUGGAAUAUCAACAAAAUUGACAGAUUGUUGUCGGAAUUCACGAAGGAUGUAAGUUACCGGGGUUUCUGAUCAUACUCAACACCAUAAAGAAACGUCGCAAGAGAUCACAAUUCUUUAGAUUGAAAUUGCUGGUGUCACCUCUCCUUAUCUUUACUUCGGAGCUCCGGACACAACUUUCUCAUGGCAUGUGGAAGAUGUGGACCUGUAUUCGAUCAAUUAUCACCAUUUUGGCGAACCCAAGUUUUGGUACGCUAUUCCAAGCGGAGAAUCCAGCCGAUUCGAACGGCUCUGUUAUCAACUGUAUAGAGAAGAGUUGGGCGGUAUUUGCAAGACAUUCAUCCGCCAUAAAAUCUGCAUUAUAAAUCCACAAGUUCUCAAAGAUCACAACAUCCCGUACGGCUGCAUUCCACAGUAUCCUGGAGAAUUUAUCAUCACUUUCCCUCGAGGAUAUCAUAUGGGAUUCAAUUUAGGGUUCAACUGCAACGAAGCGAUCAAUUUUGCAACGGAAAGGUGGUUUCCGUAUGGUGAGUUGUCAGGUUAACCUUUCUACAAAAAAUCAAUUUCUGGCCUACUCACAUUAUCAGUACUUUUUUCUUUACAUAAACUGUAUUUUGUUUGAAAAAGAUGACUUUCAAAAAAAGGCGUAAAACUACGUAAAAAUACAUUCUUCAGGUCUGACCGCCAAAAUGUGCGAUUGUAAUCCAAAUGUUGCGGUUCGUCUCCAAAUCGACUCUUUUUACUCGGCCUAUAUGCGAUCUCACAAGAAACCUUUUGGCUACAAAUCACCGUUGGAGAGUAUGGCAACUGCAGGUAACAACAAUUCGUUCUUUAAUGAUGUGGAGAAUCGCUACAAAUACCUGGAAAAAUUGGAGUCUGUGGACAUGUUUCGCCGCAAGUUUGAUGAAGAAGUCCGGUUUAACGAAAGAAACGGAAUGAUUUAUCCCUAUUGCGCUGUUUGCCAGUAUUUCACACCACCAAAUAAGGCCAUUGCGAAGCAGAUACCGGCAACGUAAGACAUUUGUUUCUUCAAGUAGUAUGAGGCUAACAGUACGUUUAUUUGCAGAUCGCUCGAUCUGUGCACCAGACUUGUUCAGCGAAAGUUUUACGGUGAUGAGCACAAAAUAGUUCAAGAUGCCCUCAGGCAAUGCUCCAUAUGCAAGCUAAAGGUGCAUAUUCGAUGCUCUUCCAACGGCGGAACCGAAAACUUUUGGCUCUGCGAUCCCUGCAGGAUUUACACGGAUAUAAGAAACAGAAAAGCGGAUCCAAAUCGAGCUUAUGUUUGCUGCGAAUGGUGUUUCACGAGAGGAGGCGCGUUGGUGCAAUUACUUUUGUUUGAUGAGGGCACUGUCAUUGGAGCGACGGUAAGGUUUGACUUUGUUACGAUUUUGGAUAGUUUUUGACAAUACAUUGAUACCUCACAGCCUAAUGUCUAAAAAGAAUAACUUUGUUGGUUGCUGGAAUCGAUUUUUGGUGAAAAUGAAUCUCUGUAAAGUAAAGCCUUUCCACAACAAAUUGCUGUUUAAAUCCCUUUGUUUUCGUUGUGCAGGGGUUCGAUUUUGAAUUUUCUAACACAUUUUUAACAAUUUCAGCAACAUGAGAAACGCUUUGUCCACAUCGUGUGCGCUGCGGCAAACCGAUUUGCCUGGCUUGCCAGGACCUCCAGUGAUGCCAUAAUGGCCUGUGCCUACAUUUCUCCGCGGGAACAUCCCACUGGAAGGGAAUUUAAAUUGCUUAGCGAAAAGAUCUUAACACCUACCAGGUACGCCAACCAUAACGAAUACGUCAACCACUCGCCUUUCUACUUCCACGGAAAUGCCGCAGAAAAUCAUUGUGCAUUAUGUAAAGAAGCGCUGACUGAUGGAAUUGUGGUCAAGUGCAAUGUAUGCGCAAUGGAGAAUUGUAACGAAAGUGUUCGGAAGAUGAAUGUAAAACCCGUAGGGAGUGAUAAACAGACAUUAGAUGGCACUGCAAGCCCUCAGGAUGAGGCUAUAAGCGGAUUAAACAACAAUGUACCGGUUUUUCACCCGACUUGCGCCAAACUUUGUGAUUUCCAACUGAUUUUACGCGAUUUUCCUGACGUUUUGGUCGCAAUUUGCCCGAGGCAUAACUCCGAAAACACCGACAGGUCCAGCCUGAGCUGCCUCAGGGACGGGCAAGUUGUCUAUGACAAGCAGGAGGAUGGAAAUUUCAUAAAAAUGGAAGUGGUGUUCAAAGCGCCCAGAGAAAAUUUAUUGGUGAAAAAUUUGAAAAAUGAGGAAAAACGGAUCUCGGUGAAUGAUGUACAGCAGUGCCAGUGCAGUGAACAAGCCUGUGAAGGGAUUCAUAAGCUGUGGAAUAUGGUAAGAAAAGUCUUGUUGCGGUUCCAUGGGAUUUGUUGAAAAAAACGAUUGAAAAAAGUAAUUAGUUUGAUAUUAAAAGUAACAAAACUCGAUUUCAGCUCAAAAUUCCAAAAUCCCCAACCUCCGAAGAGACUGAAUGGGUAUAUCUGGUGCGCAAACUGCAUCCAUUUACAUACACCUGCACAACGAACGGAAAAACAAUCGAAAACAUCGAACGAGAGACUUUGUAUACGACCGCGGAAAUGGGCGCGUUACAACGACAAGAGGCGGGUGAGGUGGAUGACAUACCCACUGAUUCGGAUGACUCCGAUGCCGGCAUGCAUUCGGAAUCGUCGGACGGAGAAUUUGAAGAAGAGCCGAAGAAAAAACGGCCGAAAACACAAAGAUCCCAAAAAAAGACCAAUCUCGGAAAUUCGACCGGUAACUAUUGUGCCAGUGGGAAAAUCAACUACUGUGUAUCACAGGAUAGUACUCCUUACAACUCAGCGGUAAAAAAUAAUUAUAACUUCGCCCUAAAAAGGAGUAAUUACAACAGUGGGUUGAAAGUCAGCAAUUUCAACGACAAAAUUGAAUCGAUGCCAAAGUUGAAACCAAUGGCUCCGGCAAUCGCGGCUGACAUCCAAAAAAAGCUGGAUGAUUUGCUUAAAAUUGUGAAGGAACGGCAUAUCCCGCAGGAAAGGAUCUGGGAUUAUAUUUCGAAAAACCCCGGCCUCCUCGGAAAAAUGGCUAGGAUGUUCGACGAGAGGAGAGAGACCAGUAUAAAUGAAACGUAAGAUUUUCUCAAGUAUUUUUGAUUCAAUAGGACUUCUGCAGAGUAAGCGGUAGCCGAUUACACUCUUGUUUUCCAGACCUCCAAAAAUCGACGAACAUCCAGUGGAAAAGAAGAAAAGAGGAAGACCAAGAAAGCAGCCAGCCGAAGAAAGUGUAAAAGAAACGCGGAAAAUAAAUGUCGAGGUAAGUGCUGUUGCAACCUCGAAUUGAACGAUUACAGCGACUCUGCGAAAAAACUAGAACAAUAACAAACCUAAGUUCAAUGAAUUUUUUCAGCAAAUUCUCCAAACCUACCAAAGUUUCCAAAUUGAAAUCGAACCGAUCCAGCCAGCCCUAGUCCAGCGAAUGCUCCAGUUAGGUCAUAUCAAAAAGAAGUUGACUUAAACGAUACUCAUAUCAACUUUAUUCCGAAAUUAGUCUUUCCUUUUCUAAAAUAAUAAUAAUGAUAAUAAUACCUCACUAUUUUCCACUUUUGACACUGUUGUAAGUAAUUUUUUUGCUGCUCAGGGAUUUUACUUCAGGGAUUUUUCUGGUAAAUUUUUUACAUUUUGAGCGUAAAAAGGUGAAUAAAUUAAAAUUUAAUUUCAUAAUUUUCUUAAAAUUUUUGGCCAAUACAGGGUGGGCCACUCGAAACUGACAAGUUGUUUCUUUGAAUUUCUCCGCGGAGACUCCGCCGAUUUUUCUAAAAUUUAGAUUUUUCUGGAGCUGAGACCCGCCAUUUUCAACCGACUGAAUUUCAAAAAAACAUAUUUUAAAUUGACCUUUCCAUGCCUUCUCAAAGUUUUGAAAAAUUAUUUUCAGGCCGAAACCGCUAAAACUUAGAAAAUUUUUGGAAUGAUUUUGAAAACUUGAUAAUUUUUCCGAGUUCUUGGGUAAAAUUUUCUCUGUUUUACCUCAGAUAGUUAUCAAAUAUUGUUCCGAAAACAAAUCUAAGCUUCAAGAUGCCCCAGGCCUGACUCGAUAACCAUUGACGUCGAAUUUUUCAAUCUUUUUGAAAUCUUUUUUUUUUUUUGAAUGUUCGUGCCCUAAUGGUAUAAUAAUACAAACAACCCUCUUGUGGCUUUCAACUUGCUUUAAACAAGUUUAAGGCGAGUACUAGCAACUUUUUACUCCGCGAUUUCCCCCAAAAAAACCAAAAAUUUUUCAAGUCCGAGAAUGUCAAUUGAAAAUCAUUCCAAAAAUUUUCAAAGUUUUAGCGGUUUCGGCCUGAAAAUAAUUUUUCAAAACUUUGAGAAGGCAUGGAAAGGUCAAUUUAAAAUAUGUUUUUUUUGAAAUUCAGUCGGUUGAAAAUGGCGGGUCUCAGCUCCAGAAAAAUCUCAAUUUUAGAAAAAUCGGCGGAGUCUCCGCGGAGAAAUUCAAAGAAACAACUUGUCAGCUUCGAGUGGCCCACCCUGUACUAUACUUCGCCGGGGAAAAAAUGAGCAAAUUCGUUGACGUACGGAAAGUAGGAUCGCAAAAAAUGAGUUGUGUCGCGAGAAAACAAAUUUCUUUUCACUUGCGACGCAAUCGACGCAUUGUGCUCAUUAUUUUCCCGACAGACCGAUCACAUUCCCAUAGUUUAGAGUUGGUCUACUGGGAAUACCAGGACAAAAUUUGGGAUUAAUUCGAGAGCCGUCUUUAAGCCAUGGCAGUUUUAAAUUUGUCUCCAAUAAAGUCUCAAGACCAUAAUUUUUUCGUGUAUUUGGUCGUUUCAUAUCUUCAUAGCCAUACGAAGCAGUCAAAAAACAAUUUCAAAGCGUUGAUAUGUCCAGUUAUGACGGCAAUUCGGUUUGAUUUAUUGAUUUUCCAUCCACUCCGAAGUGUGCGUUGAUUUGAACGGCUCUUCAAUCAAAAUCCUAUCAAUAAAGCGAAAGUUGAGUUCAUAUUUGAUUGAUUGGCCCUUUCUCUUGGCCGGAGAUGCGAAGAAUUUCAAAGUUGAGCUAUUCUUUCUUUUAUUUUUUAAAGAAUUUAUAAAAUUAUUCAAAAUUUGUGCCAUCUAAACCUCGCACUUGGAGCACUUCCUGAAAUUUCAACGGCCAAGUGAUUCUGCGACCUCAAACUUUUUUAGGUUGUAAAUCGAAUAUGCAAAACGACAUGGGGCUGUAAAUCACUUCUGGUGGAAGACGAGGCAUUGUAAUAUUCAUUCAACGGGCAAUCAACUUUUAAAGUGUGUAAAGAACAAGUCUAUUUUGUUUUACACAGUAAUUUGAGCUGGUCUGUCGGGAAAAUAAUGAAUGUCGCUGUCACGUCGCUGAAGUGAAAAGAAAUUUGGUUUUGCCGCGACACAAUUCAUUUUCUCUUCGCUGCUACAGAGUGCUCAUUAUUUUCCCGACAGACUGAUCCUGUAAAAAUUACUUCAACUCCUCGAUCUUACAACGACAUUUUUUCAUUUCUCCGGACAAAGACCUCUUCGAUUCCGCGCAGUGUAAUAAUACAGUCCUCGCUGCAGCACCGGCAUUUCAAAUGAUCCAAUAAAUCUCUCGACGUUGCCCGUUAAUCCGCCCGCACUCUCGGUUACAAAUUGCCGAGAGAUUGGCCAUUCGAUCGGCUCGGGUUCCCUUUGUCUUGGCGAAGAAAAAGAAGUACGAAGUGAGAAGUGACGAAACGGUUCAAAGCCCUUCUCCCGACAACUUUAUGGAGGUGAUGAGCAAAAGAAAUCCCCGGAAUGAAGGAUUUUUAGAAGCGAGGGUCCCUAAAAAUGUUGCCGAAAAAUGUUUUUCGGAGGGUGGCGCAAGAGGGGGCAUUGUAAAAAAAGUUUUUGGAAUGGCUGAAAAUCGUUGGAAAAAGUGAUUUUUUGGGGGGAAAUUUAGCUUUAAAGUUAAUUUUUUAAAAAAUCAAAUUUUGUUAUACUAGUUCGUUCGCAAAGUCGCUGGGACGAUUUUUAGUGGUUGCACUGUGAAGAGAAAGUUCGAAUUUGAAAUAAAAUUUCAGAUUGAAGUUUGUAAUAAAAAAGCCCUGUGCAACUUGUAAAUAAACAAAAAUUAUAAUAAUUAGGCUGCUUUAACUUUUACGUAUUUUACAAAUCUGUUGCUAUUUUUCGACCAUUCCUAGCGGGUCAGUUAGUGUUGCCACAAACUGUGGAACAUCCCCAUAGACGGUAAAGGAUACGGCAAAGUUUGGAUCAAUGAUCAAAUUUAGUGCAUUUUAGUUACAGGAGGGUUCCGGAGGUGGCUAGAGUGAUUUGUGACGUUUUCCCUGUGCAGAAAAAGCCAGGAUGUAAGCGAUACCCGAAAAAAACUUAUUGAAAAAUCAUAUCAGUCUGUCGAGAAAAUAACGGCAGUUCGUCGCAGUAUAAUGUCACCGCAGCCGCCGUCGCAUAGCGAUGAUGGGCGACCCUAAGGCGCCACGACCCACCGUUAUUUUCCCGACAUACUGAUAGAACAACAAAUUGCACAAAGCAAAGAAAACUUUUGUUUUCUCGCAGUGCACGUCGCAAACAUCACUUCACCGGCCUUGCGAACGGAGUAGUACCUGUACACAGAGAGUUUUAGGAUUUUUGUAUUUCUCAUCUGUUUUUUGUGCAUUGUUUUUUAUAGUGUAUGUAAUGUACAUAUUUGAUUUUUCAAAUGUUUUGUCGAUUUUUUCCAUCGUUUCGACUGCAAUAUGAUCUAUUUAGAAAGAAAGCAGGGCUAACUGCGUAUAGGAAUGAACCCAAAAUUACUUGCAAGUGACGAAAAGCGUUGUAAAAAUUUUUAAAAAUAGUUUUCAAAGUCAAAAAAAAGCAAAUUGAAGGCUUUCUGAUACAGUAACCGCCCUAAUCAAGUCAAAAGAGCUUCAAAAAAAGAACAAGCAAGAAUUGUGCCCAAAAACAUCCAGGAAGAAGGAAACUGAACCAAAAAGUACUUUAAAAAUCCUGUUUGCCUACCGUAAAGUCAUCAUCAUCUCCACAAAAUUUUCUUUUCAAUUUUCCGUGUUUUCAGGUAAAAGGAAGCCUUAUCGCUGCAGUAACCCCCGAAAACCAUUGAAAAAUGUGUAAAAACAGUUAUCAAGCUGUCGAGAAAAUAAUGAGGGCUUUGCCAAUCGCGUCGCUGAAGUGAAAAGCAACUUGAUUUUACCGCAACACAAUUCAUUUUCUUGUCGGUGAUGCAAUUUUCGAUCCGACAGAAUCUUCAUUAUUUUCCCGACAGGCUGAUAGUGUACUUAAUCACAGAAACGUGACAAAACGAUCAGCUUCUCAAAUCGCCCAAAAUAAUUUUUGGCCAAAAAGAAAAAAGAAAAAAAAGAAAAAAUGACUCGGACCUACAGUAAUCAUCCUAUCUCCUCAAGAAAUCUCAAAAAAUCCUUUCCCCCCCCAUUUCCACCUCAUCUUUUAGGUCCUUGGCCCAUCCAUUGUCCUCGAAAAAUGCACCUAUUCCCCACUAAAAUCCCGACUCAUCGCGGCCUCUUAUCACUCUAAUGAUGCGGGCUUUACAGCCCUCUUCGCAAAGCGUUAUAUAACUCAUCAAAGCGGCGGCGGGGAGGAAAUGGAUCCUCGGGAUUACAACACAAACCGAUCCAAGGCGAGGUGCCAACUGUUGAAGCGGUGUUUAUUCGAAGGGCCGGCACGGCCCCAUUGGCCACCGCCGCGGAGGAGGGGCUUAGAGGCCGGGCGGGUGUGGAAGUGUGCGGCGGCCCGCAUCGGCGCCCCGGACGGAGAGGAGAAGCCGUCGUCUUCCGCCGACAACUGUCCAAUCUUGAGCGCCGAGAGUGCCAACGCCCGCCGGACUUUUAUACGCGUUACCUUCGGCUACAACUGUUCCAGCAAUUGUUCUGCAACUGUCGCCCACUACAACGACAUCUGUUCUGGGUCAUAAGGUCGGUUUAA
Bursaphelenchus xylophilus (pine wood nematode) is the source of this 8828-nucleotide messenger RNA. NCBI's taxonomy places the organism in Eukaryota, Metazoa, Nematoda, Chromadorea, Rhabditida, Aphelenchoididae. The record is from the annotation of a GenBank genome assembly.